Teleopsis dalmanni is the source of this 2637-nucleotide messenger RNA. RefSeq names its product ATPase family protein 2 homolog. The record is from RefSeq and is a predicted model, not a curated record. Gene Ontology annotation, molecular function: ATP hydrolysis activity; ATP binding. Bases 184 to 2619 code for a protein of 811 amino acids. The transcript has 3 exons. NCBI's taxonomy places the organism in Eukaryota, Metazoa, Arthropoda, Insecta, Diptera, Diopsidae. Gene Ontology annotation, cellular component: cytoplasm.
ACUAAUUAGUUUAAACUAUUUCGUUAUUUACAAGCAGUAGCUUCACAUCCAUAUUGUUGUAUGUUUAGUAUCUAUUCACAAUAGAUACUGUAAUGCAAUCGGAGAAGCAGAAAACCAAAACAAAUCACGACAACCAUGUGCAUACCUCGCAAGAUAUUAACACCGAAAGUGAGAUAAAUAAAAAUGCCACCAAAAUCAUCGAAUAAAAAACCAAACGCACCGUCAUGGUUCCACUGUGAGUGUUGUGAUGUUCAUAUAACUGCGAAGGAUCGCGAAAAGCAUGAAAAAGUCUGUCCUAUCGGCGAAAAUGCAGUCAAGUGCGAUUCAACCCCUCUGGAAUAUAUACGUGAUGGUUGCCUGUUUACUGCUACGAUUGAACGUCAAACGUUAAGCAUUGCUGAACUGCAACAGUUACCCGAUAAAUAUGUCAAUAAUCAAGUUUUCAUAUCGGAAGGUGCGAUGCAGUUAGCAGGUUUCUAUAUCGGACAAUAUGUUUCAAUAAGUGUUCCUGGCAGUACAGAAUCGCCUAUACUAGUCAGAAGUGUUUGGCCUAUGCCGGAAAAAUUUUUAACUACUGUUUUUGUUACAAAUGAAGAUUUAAAAUUAUGCUGGCAGUCGUUAAGAGAUUGUGUGGUGAAAGUAGAAAAGUUGCCCAAUGAUUUUGCUUCAGCUGCACAGACAGUUGUAUUACAACUGCAAGAGCCUGAAGGUGAAUUUACUGAACCACAAAUAAAAGAUAUUGAACGUUUACUAAGGCAGCAUAUGAAGAACUUGAUAUUUGCACCAAAUAAUAUAAUAAAUUACAAUUUCUAUAACAAAACAUUAAAAUUAAAAGUAGUAAAAUGGUUUCGCUUUGAAGAUCAAGAUAAUGCAGAAAAAAAUUCACUUGAGGCCGCGUUUGAAAAUUUAACUUUGCAUAAGCGAGGAAGUAAUGAUUUUUUUCGAGUUAUAAUUGCUACAUACGUAAAAGUGUUGACGCAAACACAUAAUACAGAUAGUGAAGGAAGUAUCAGGCAAAAAAUAACAGUAGCUGACAUUGGUGGUCUCGACCAUGAAUUGGAAACUGUAAUGGAGUGUAUCGAUUUGGCACUGGGUUUCAAAUUCGUUCCUUACGGCCUACAAAUUUCACGCGGUAUCCUGUUGUAUGGUAGCAGUGGCUGUGGCAAAACAAUGAUUUGCGAAGCAAUGUGCAAUAGAGUUCUGUCCAUGGCAGUAGACCACAAAAAAACAUAUGUGAUAAAAAUUAAUCCCAGUGAAUUGUUUAGCAAAUUCCUUGGGGAAACAGAGCAAAAUCUGCAUUCAUACUUUAAACAAGCUUUCGAUAAUUAUCCUGAGCCCACACUUAUAAUCAUAGAAGACCUCCAUAACUUGUGUCCUCAAAAUGAUACGAAUGAAAUCAUUAAACGCGUAUCAAUGGCCUUUUUGAGUAUAUUAGAUGAAUUAAACACCAAAAAAGAAGCACAGAAAACUUUUAUUUUAGCCACCACCUCACAGGCCAACACUUUAAAUGUAGGUGUGCGUCGCUGCGGUCGUUUAGAUAGUGAAAUUGAGAUUAAUGUACCAACUCCUAAAGCUCGCAUUGAUAUAUUAAAACGAAUACUGCGCAAUGUGGAGCAUAACUUGACUAACGAGGAAGUCGAAGAAAUAGCGAAUAUUACGCAUGCGUUCGUAGGAGCCGACUUGGGAAAUUUACUAUACAACGCUACAGCAAAAGCAUUUAAGAAUAACAGAACUAAACUAGAAUUCGAAGAUGUUACUACGUCACUAAGUCACGUCAAACCAUCGGCAAUGCGAGAAGUGUUAAUAGAGUGCCCCAAUGUUCGUUGGACUGAUAUUGGUGGACAAGCUGACCUUAAGUUAAAGUUACAACAAGCCAUUGAAUGGCCACUACAACAUCCUGAGAAAUUUGAGCGACUUGGUAUAAAACCUCCACGUGGUGUAUUAAUGUUUGGUCCACCUGGCUGCUCAAAAACCAUGAUAGCUAAAGCUUUAGCCACGGAAAGUAAAGUUAACUUUAUUUCCAUUAAAGGACCUGAAUUGUUUUCAAUGUGGGUUGGCGAAUCUGAGCGAGCAGUAAGAGAGGUUUUUCGUAAGGCACGUCAAGUAUCGCCUGCCAUCGUAUUUUUCGAUGAAAUUGAUGCCAUAAGCAGUGAACGUGCCGAUAGUGGUUCAGGUACAUCAGUAAAAGAACGAGUGCUGACACAACUUUUAACAGAGUUGGACGGUGUUGAAGCAUUACAUAAUGUUACAAUUGUCGCCGCCACUAAUCGCCCAGAUAUGAUUGAUAAGGCAUUAUUACGUCCUGGUCGCUUUGAUCGCAUAAUUUAUGUAGGAUUACCAGAUGCUAGAGCGCGUCGUGAAAUUUUUUCCAUCAAACUACACCGUAUGCCAAUAGCAAAGGAUGUCGAUCUUGAUGCAUUAGUGGAACAAACAACUGGCUAUUCAGGUGCUGAAAUACAAGCUGUUUGCAACGAAGCUGCUUUAAAAACGUUAGACGAAAGUUUUGAGGCACAGCACGUAGAGAAUAAACAUUUUACAUAUGCUCUAAAUGCUGUUAAGCCCCGCACAAGUCCAGAAUUACUUCGACUGUAUGACGUUUAUCUAACACGGCAAAGCUAACACUUUACUCAAAUUAUG